GUUUACGAGCAUUUCUAGAAGGGAAUUGAUACAGACGCGGAAUCUCUCAGACGCGGAAUUUUUGCCAACUCUCAUUGGUUCAAUUUUAACUGAGAUCCACCUUAUCGGUACAGCUACUACUACCUUAUGCGUCGCGAGGCUAUUCGCGAAGUAGCUACUACGAUCCCUUCUAUUCUUAGGAAUCCAAAUAUCUCUACGUAUCAGAUAUUUAGAUUCCUAUGCCCUCUACCAUGUCCCAGCCCACAGCACAGCGUCGUGCACGAAGCCCCAGUAGCAGCAGUCAAUCGCGUCCCUCAAAGCGACAGCGUUGUCAUCGAUCCAACGAUUCCCCGCGACCCCCUUCAUCCUCAAGUGGCGGCACAAGCAUCGGCACAAGCAUCGGUAAAUACUACGGAAUUGGCGAUAAAGAGAGUCUCGAUAAUAUCUUCGCCUCGUUCCCGCAGACCUUUACAACAGUACCCGAGCCCCAUGGCUCCCGUGGGCGUUAUCAGCCGUUAUGGGAGCUGCGUAAUGAUCACGAAAUUUACCUCUCUAACGACCUCCUACCCAAUAAUCGGGAUCACCAACGAGUCCGUACGCCGAUCCCUGGCCCCGAGUCUCACAUACCUCCUCCGGGGAGCAGAAACAGGUCGACUUUAACAAGGCUCGCGCAGCAGGCUAGACAGGAAGCCAGCGACGAUCGAUCUUAUCGACAGACGCGAAGUCAGGUGGAUACAUUAGGUAUUGGAAGAACAACAGGAACGCGUGCACGUGGGCGGCCGAUGCAGCCUAGUAUUCGGAGGCGGAGGAGUCAGUGGGAGAUUUGUCUUAGUAGCGACGAGGAGAUCUUGUGACGGUGACGGCCGUGUGACGCCGGUGUCACAACAGACCCCACCGACAGAGGACCUGAGGCACGGGCCAUCUGAACGUGGGAUUGAAGAAUGUCAGAUGAGAGCCAGGUAGUUGUAGUUUCUCUUUCCUUCCUUGUCUAGAAUCGUGAAGUUAAUAUGGUACAUUAGAGUGUCUUGACUCUUCAAUUGUGCUUACCGUAACAGAUCUUACCAUAUCGCA
Pseudomassariella vexata is the source of this 1050-nucleotide messenger RNA. RefSeq lists its product as uncharacterized. The transcript has 2 exons. The record is from RefSeq and is a predicted model, not a curated record. Bases 219 to 833 code for a protein of 204 amino acids. NCBI's taxonomy places the organism in Eukaryota, Fungi, Ascomycota, Sordariomycetes, Amphisphaeriales, Pseudomassariaceae.